Messenger RNA from Tribolium castaneum (red flour beetle), 4202 nucleotides. Its product is annotated as zinc finger protein 1. Gene Ontology annotation, molecular function: DNA binding. The transcript has 7 exons. The coding region runs from base 186 to 2849 and encodes 887 amino acids. The record is from RefSeq and is a predicted model, not a curated record. NCBI's taxonomy places the organism in Eukaryota, Metazoa, Arthropoda, Insecta, Coleoptera, Tenebrionidae.
AAUCGCCAUCCUCCGUCCGCACCUUCUCCGUGGGUGGUCGUCCAGGUAGGAGUCGACCUUUCAGGUGUCGUCCAAUCGGCGUGCGUCGUUCGUGACCAAUGGCGAGGAGGCAUUGCCGCGGGCCGCUGCUUCAUCCCACGGCACAUUUCUAGAGCGUGUCGUGCCGCUGCCGGGGGUGUACAUGUAUGUGUUGUGGUGUUUACGUCGGUGAACGAGCGACGCGAGUGCGGUUAUCACCACCUCUUCGAAGACGACGUCCACGUGGUGUUCUUGAUGGGAAGCCGACGAUGGCCGCCGAGGUGGGACCUAGGGGACGACGCAAGCAGGCCAAGCCGCAACGCAAAGGUAAGAGAGCGAAGUUGGUAGCCGUUGAGAGACAGAUGUUGCUGGAUGUGGAGGCGGUGAACGGGGUGCAGAUGAGUCCCGCGGCGCCCUCCAAGCGUCUGAAGGAGGCCACCGUCCCCGAGGAGGUCCUCAACGGCCUCUCGAUGCACAGUAGUCCGCCCAAAGUCCUGACAGGGGGCUCCGCUUCGGACGCCCCCAACGAUGAUCUCAUCUCGGUCAAAGCUGCAGUGGGAGAGCAAGAAGAUGAAAAUAUCGAAGAGUAUCUCCAGAGGAGUGAUACGGCGGUUAUCUAUCCGGAACCUGUUGGCCAGUCGUCGGAAAAUCGUGUUUCCCCGUUGACAAACGGUGUGAGUAAUAAGGAAAGCGACGAUCUCAACACCACCACCAGCUCAAACGGCGACUAUUACAUCAAAUGUCCGCAGUGUCAGAAAGGAUGUCAGACGUUUCAUGCGUUGAAAGAGCACAUGGAGACGUCGCACGCCGAUUUGACAGCUUCAAGUCCUGAAAAUGGACUUUUAACAACGACGACGACAACGACGUCCACAUCACCAAACGUCGCCGUCUCGCCGACGACGCCUUCCACUGGAGGUCCCUUCGGGUGCUCGCAAUGCACCACCUCCUUUGCCACCAAAGACCAACUGGACAAACACGAAUUGUUGCAUUCGCCUAAUGCUCAAGUGUCCUGUAAAAUCUGCAACAAAACCUUCGCCAACGUGUACCGCCUUCAACGUCACAUGAUCAGCCAUGACGAGAGCGCCGUACUUCGCAAAUUCAAAUGUACCGAAUGCGAUAAGGCCUUUAAAUUCAAACACCAUUUAAAGGAACACAUUCGAAUCCACAGUGGCGAAAAACCAUUCGAAUGUCCCAACUGUGGCAAACGCUUCUCCCACUCAGGAUCCUAUUCUAGUCACAUGACAUCGAAAAAAUGCCUCGUGAUGAAUUUAAAAUUGGGUCGUGCACGUCCCAACACCCCCCAAAAUCAUCGCCCCUUAAAACAACAACGUCCAAUCAACAAUAACAUCAACACAAGUCCCAACCACAACACCUAUCUUCCAAUUCUUCCAAAAUAUUCCGAAUUUCUUCAACCACCCUUCUAUCUGGCACCGCCAAACCUCCCAUCAAUCAGUCCAUACUCUAUUCCGAGUUUAGGCCACAUUUUUGAACAGUUACAACAAUCACCACUCCGACCUCCCCUCCCUCCUGGCGAUGAUUACGUUCAAACGCCACCAAUCAAAGAAGAAGAACUCAAGUCGAACACGUCCAGUUGUGGCGAACUGGUGAUGGACGAAGACGAAACAACGAAGAAUGAAGAAACCGCCCCCAAUAAUACCGGCGACUUGGAGGCGGUAAAACGCAUCCUGGAAACAGUCAACGCAACUGUAACCAAACAGUUGUUACAGGCCAACAUUUCAAAAUUCUCCUCGGAAUCAUCAUCAAGUGACAACUCAUCACAACAUUCCCCCAAAGAAGAACAACACGAAACAAGCGAAGGUCUCGCCGCAAAACUGGAAGAUAUCGUCCAAGUGAAAGAAGAAGAUGAAGAAAUCGACAGCGAAUCGGUUACCACCACCGAUCACGUGUCAGAAGACGGCCGUAAAGUCCGAGUCCGUUCGUUAAUUUCCGACGAACAAUUGAAAGUACUCAAGGAUCACUACAAGCUAAAUCCGCGCCCAAAACGCGAAGAUUUGGAGAAAAUCGCCGACACGAUUGGUUUUCCAGUUCGUGUGGUCCAGGUGUGGUUUCAGAACACAAGGGCCCGUGACCGCCGCGAAGGGCGCCUCAUACAGGUGCCCUACAGUCCGGCCCUGCGCUACCCUUUGGUGCCUUCCUCACUCACUAUCUCACCCUACAAUGAACAACCGCUAGAUUUGUCAACGAAACGAGGACCACCGUCAAUCGAAUCCUCAACUCCCGGUAGUUCCCCCAGGCCUGAACUGGACCAUGAAGCUAUUAAUUUAACUAAAACACCACCAUCGCCCAUUGAUUUUAAUAAUAGUAGUCGGUUGGCACAAAUUCUAGCACAACCGAAAUUAUCAAUGGGUACGAUGGGUUUAGUGCCAAUGGAACAAUGGGAUUUACCCAGUUUAAGCCAAUUGAUUACGAAUCGUUUGAAUUCGUUAAGUCCGAAAAUUGACGAUGGAGGGGAUGAGAAGAGGGGGAAAGUGUCACAGUAUGUGUUGAAAAGUCUAGGGAGUCCUGUACUUGGAGGUGGAGGAGAUGGAGAAGUGGAGGGGCAGUUUAGUUGUGAUCAAUGUGAUAAGGCGUUUUCGAAGCAGAGCUCAUUGGCGAGGCACAAAUAUGAGCAUUCAGGUCAAAGGCCGCACAAAUGCGACGAGUGUCCCAAGGCCUUCAAGCACAAGCACCACCUGACCGAGCACAAGCGUCUCCACAGCGGCGAGAAGCCGUUUCAGUGCGUGAAAUGUCUGAAACGUUUUUCACACUCUGGUUCCUACAGCCAGCAUAUGAACCAUCGCUAUUCGUAUUGUAAGCCGUACAGAGAGUAGAUUCGGUUGCGAAUCAGUUCCAGUACUUAGACUUUGACCUUCUUGCCACGCAAAAAACCCAAAUGUUGUAAAUAGUAUUUAAAAGAGAGUUUAUAAGAGUUUCGUUGGUUUUGAAAUUAGCAUGUACAUACUUGUCUGGUACCUGUAUAACAAUACUCCGAUUUAAUUAACUGAUUAAAGUAUACAGUUUCGUGCCAGUUGAAUCAAAUGUCUUCCAGCAAAGGGCAGCUGGAGGCAGAGUGUUCGAUGUGCAAUGCGCCGUAGUUACGUUAUUGUGAUUGGAAUAUUUAAAAUAUUUUUUUAUUGUAGAUAUUGUAAAAUAAAACGUGUUGCUUUCGAAGUGCCAUACACACCAACGAUUGUAUAAUAGCCUUUGUGUGAUUGUAGAUUGGUUUCGGAACAUCGAUAUUGAUAGUUAUAUGCCUUUAGUUGAUAACAGUACAAUAAGGGGGCGUUUCAUGACAAUACGUAGUAACCAAACAAUACAAUGAACAAAUGGUGCAACUAACUCACUUUUAUAAGAAGCAUUUAAACGGUGAUUGAGUUACCACGAGUUUUAGAGUACUUUAAAAAGGCGGCUUGGGGCAAGAUGGCGUGCGCGCUCCGCGCACGCCAUCUUGCCCCCAGCCGCCGCGAUGAAACCAUUCCAAAUUGCGUACCUAAGAUUAUUAUUUCCAGCGUGUGACUAAUGGAUAAGAUUUGUUGACAAUAAUGUAGCCAUUUGAUAUAAACCUAUUUACUUAGUACUGCUAAUGUUAAUUCAUAAAGUAGCAUUUAUUAUUAAAGAAUUCUCAAGGUAUGUGAGACAUUUUCGAAUAUUAAAAUAUGUAUACAACAUUAUAUAAUAUUAAAGGAAUAUAAAUUUUAAUAAUUACUUAAGAUAUUCUACGAUUUCAGUGUAUAGCUAUUUCUGUACAUAUUCAAUGUUUACUUCUCCCUCUCUCUCUUCCUUUCUCUAGUGCAUGUCCGACCGUUCGUUCGUUCUUUCCUCAAUUUUUUUACUAUUAUCCUACUCGUAAUUUAGUUUAUUCGUUUGCAAUAUUGUUGUGUGUAAUAAUUUUUAUUUUAUUUGUUAACAAAAAAUGUAAAUUUUUUUACCAAUGCCAUGGCUAGUAUAACCAAAGAUUUUGUAAUAUAUAUUAGUUCUAUGUAUAUUUUUUUCUUGUUUUUUUUUUUUUCAUUUACAUGUCCAGUUUAUGUAACAUUCUUUUUGUUAUUAUUAUAAUUAUAUUUUUUUACUUUCUAGAUUGUCUUGUAAAAAUGGUGAUUAUAAAGUAUGUCUGUGUCAAAUUCUAUUAUGAAAAGUUGGAAAUUGUAUUUUACUCGAUACAAAUAAACUAUAAAUUGCCAUCA